AUGAUGGGGGAGUUGGAGAUUUCCAUCAUGGCGGCUUCCAUUUCGGGCUACACCUUCAGCGCUGUGUGUUUCCACAGCGCCAACAGCAACGCCGACCACGAAGGGUUUUUGCUGGGAGAGGUGAGACAAGAGGAGACCUUCAGCAUCAGCGACUCACAGAUCAGCAGCACGGAGUUCCUGCAAGUCAUCGAAAUCCAUAACCAUCAGCCUUGUUCGAAACUUUUUAGUUUUUAUGACUAUGCAAGCAAAGUUAAUGAAGAGAGUUUGGACAGGAUUCUCAAAGACCGGAGAAAGAAGGUCAUCGGGUGGUACAGGUUCCGGCGGAACACGCAGCAGCAGAUGUCCUACAGGGAGCAGGUCCUGCACAAGCAGCUCACCCGCAUCCUCGGGGUGCCCGACCUCGUCUUCCUGCUCUUCAGCUUCAUCUCCACCGCCAACAACUCCACUCACGCUUUAGAAUACGUGCUCUUCAGACCAAAUCGGAGGUAUAAUCAGAGGAUAUCCCUGGCUAUUCCCAACCUCGGCAACACCAGCCAGCAGGAGUACAAAGUGUCCUCAGUGCCAAAUACUUCUCAGAGUUAUGCCAAAGUUAUUAAAGAACACGGUACGGACUUCUUUGACAAGGACGGGGUGAUGAAAGACAUCAGGGCGAUUUAUCAGGUCUACAACGCGCUCCAGGAGAAAGUGCAGGCAGUGUGCGCAGAUGUGGAAAAGAGUGAGCGGGUCGUCGAAUCUUACCAAGCGGAAGUGAGCAAAUUAAGAAGACAAGUAACUCAGAGGAAGAACGAAAAGGAACAAGAAAGAAGACUGCAGCAGGCGGUGAUGAACAGGCAGGUGCCGGCCGAGAGCCCGGAGCCCGCGCUCAGCCCGCGGUCGCCCUGCGCGGGGCCUGCCACGGAAGGCAGAGGUGCGCUGGCAGACGCGGAGGCCGCGGGUCCCCCUCCCCCCUACUCCGAUCUCCACCCAAGCAAUCAAGAAAGUACUCUGAGCCAUUCUCGCGUGGAGACCAGCGUCUUUAUGCCUCGACCUCAAGCCGUGGGCUCCUCCAGCUACGCGCCCAGCAGCGCCGGACUGAAGCACUCGGGGGCUGGAGCGGACCCCCCUCCUCCCCAGGGGGCGGCCGGAGACAGUGCGGAGGAGUCGGACGACAGCGACUACGAGAAUUUGAUCGACCCGACGGAGCCCUCGAACAGCGAAUGCCCCCACGCGAGGGAUUCUCGGCCCAUGACACAUCCCGACGGGGGCUCCAGGAACCCUCAGACGUCCCAGAUUUAGCCGCCCGGAAGACGCGCCCCCCUUGGCACUGUUGUCUUCGUCGCCCACUCAGAGAGGCUUUUCCAGGACUCGGUCUGGAGGGGAACUGCUUUCUCAGGCCCCCGGGCUCCCAGAGAGCCCCGGGCGGGCGCCGAGCCGGGAGGGGCCUCGCCCGGGGGGGCCUCGCCCGCGGGCGCCGUCGCCGUCGCCGUCGCCGUCGCGUCGGUGUCACGGCAGAGUCAUUGAGAUAAUCAGAUUGUCCCAAUUCUGGUGCGAUUCACGGACGUCCUGGUAAAUUUAGGCAAAGAGAAACUGAUCAGCGUAGUUUCUGUUCUUGACAAUAAAUUGGUAAUUAGAGACUAAGCACAAUUAGUCUAUAAUUGUUCUAUAAAUCAAAAACUUACCUCUUGCACUAUCAUGCCUUGAAAUUUACUUUUUCAAAGGGAAAUGAGUUUAGCAGCAGCCUUCAAAGACCCUUCUUUCUAUGAUGAGCCAAAUUCAUCUUUGCCGGAAAAGAAGUUUUGACCGUCCUAAGGAGCCUGGUUGGAACACACCGGAUGUCGCUUCUCUUGUCUGCGUGACUCUGAGGCCGACAGAGACGGCUUUGUUUCCACUUUUCUACUAGCCUGAUGCGUGUUGUCACUUAAAAUGGUUGCCUUCGAAAACAUGUAGAAAUACUAACUACCAGUAAGUAAUCAUCCAAACAAGUAUGUCAUAAAAUAAAUCACUGAUUUUUCUUUGGCGGAAUCACGCUGACUGCUGUGUUGCACCAGCCCCACCUCCGGUCUCCAUGCCGGAGUCCUAAGCAAGGGGCGCUCAGCAGCAGGUCCCAGAAAGGGGUGGCGUCCCCGGCCUGAGGUGUGUGACACACAGACUCCAGACGCAGCGGGUUUAGCUGAGUUCCUACGUAAGGGGUACAACUCACUUAGACCUUCUGACAAAUCCUGGUGUUCGUUUUGUUUGUGGAGGAAGGACGUUCCAUAGGCUGUCUGAGAAUGUCGGUGAACGAAUAUCCGUUUUAAGUCUGAAUAACCAUGCUUGUUUUUAAGCGGCCCUUGGGAGGGUAAUUGUGGAAUGUGUUGAGACUUCCCGUCGGGAUGCACUGCGUUUUUAUUUAAUGAGUGCUCGUCUCCUCGUUUGCCCAGAACGUGUGAAACCGCUGUAGACGUUCAUGAGCAUCUCAGGCUCCUGGUUCGGGGACGACGAGACCCACCGUUUACGGCGAGGUCAGCCCACGAAGCGGAUGCUUUGGAACGUAAUUGCCUUUCCUCCGGACUAGUGAAAACCUGGGGAAAUAGGGAAGUCGUCAGAGAGGCCCGCAGUCCAGGUUCUGAAAGAGUAGUUUCAUUCUGUACAAGAGAGGUUUCCCCCCUGAGCCAGGCCCAGCGCGAAACCAGACCGCACGGACUGAAAGCGGAACCCCGAAACUGCCGUUCGUUCGAUGUCCGCUCGGCGGGGUCUGUGUUUUCUGGUCUCCCGCUCCACUGGCCUCAAACCACUGCCGUCCGAUCGCAAACGCCGCAGACCCCUUGUCUGCAAACGCGCCCCGUUUCCUCAGCGCCUCCUAGGGCUUCCACACCAGUGCGAGUUUGGUUUUCUGUGAAGUGCCAUUGCCAUCUCCCCCGUCCCCACUUUGACAUUCAGGAAUAUAUUUUUGUUUUAUGCCAUACUGAAGUCUACAAUGUAUAUCUGACGAAGCAGUUAAAUGUGACAAUAAAAGCUUAUUUAAUCAUGGUA
Messenger RNA from Phyllostomus hastatus (greater spear-nosed bat), 2991 nucleotides. RefSeq names its product abraxas 2, BRISC complex subunit (gene ABRAXAS2). Gene Ontology annotation, cellular component: nucleus. The record is from RefSeq and is a predicted model, not a curated record. Gene Ontology annotation, molecular function: microtubule binding; polyubiquitin modification-dependent protein binding. Gene Ontology annotation, biological process: protein K63-linked deubiquitination; mitotic spindle assembly; attachment of spindle microtubules to kinetochore. Lineage: Eukaryota; Metazoa; Chordata; Mammalia; Chiroptera; Phyllostomidae. Bases 1 to 1275 code for a protein of 424 amino acids. The transcript is spliced from 9 exons.